Molecule: messenger RNA, 622 nt
Organism: Aspergillus ochraceoroseus IBT 24754
Lineage: Eukaryota; Fungi; Ascomycota; Eurotiomycetes; Eurotiales; Aspergillaceae
Exons: 2
Coding region: 1-282 (93 amino acids)
Source: RefSeq, a predicted model, not a curated record
AUGUCAUUGAAUAAUGUUCCAAAAUCUUCUUCAUCCUAUCUCCAGCCCGUGCCUUCUCAUUCUGUUUUCCCAGCAAAACUGUAUCGAUUCCAAGUACGCCCCGAGUCACAACUUUUUGACAAGAAGUUCGACCGGGAUGAUUUGGAAUGGAACGGCGAAUCUGUAUUGCCAUACAAAAUGGCUCUUUUUGAUCUCGAGAAAUUCAACGAUUCUGCCUCUUCUAGACACAUAUUGAAGGUAACAUAUUAUUGGGUUAUGGAUAGAGCGUACCUCGGAUUUUGAUAAGCCAGGUCCAUUAGUUAUCCAGAUAUUCUAAAUAACUCGUCCGUACUUGGAGCCUGGUAGCUGUAUUCAACAUCAGCAUACCUUGGUUUUGUGAGAUAGUUGGGAUUCAUAUUAGAAUAGCUUUAGAGAGUUUAUGUUCCUAAUAUAAGCUGUAAUUAUACAAGAAUGGCUGAGAUAUCCGAAGUGUCGUGUUCGCUGCUCGGCUGUUGAAUACAUUAUAUGUACAUAAAAAAUAAUGAUCCAAGCCUCUGAGCUGGAACUUCACUACUUCCUUUUUCACUACUCAGUUCUUUACAUUAGUUAAAGGUGAUUUCUUGGGUUCCAUGACCAAUUGCUU